GUUUUUGUUUUUAUCGUUCAACUCGUUGCGACAGAAUUGUUUUGACACGCGUCGUGGCAAAUAUUUGUUUACAUUUGUAGUUUUACAUUUUCUUCCAAGGCAAAUCAAUCAUGAAGGCCCUGAUCUUGGUCGGUGGAUAUGGCACGAGGCUGCGUCCACUGACUCUUAGUUGCCCCAAGCCACUUGUUGAGUUUGCCAAUAAACCUAUGCUGCUGCAUCAGCUUGAAGCCCUAGUUGAGGCUGGUGUCAACCAUGUUAUUCUUGCUGUGAGUUACAGAGCGGAACAGAUGGAAAAAGAAAUGAAGUCUGUGGAAGAAAAGCUUGGUGUUACUAUCACAAUCUCACUGGAAACAGAACCUCUCGGAACUGCCGGUCCUCUUGCCCUUGCCAGACAGCACCUUACCAACGACCUUGACCCAUUCUUCGUGCUAAACAGCGACAUCAUCUGUGAUUUUCCCUUCAAAGAUAUGAUCAAGUUCCAUAAACAUCAUGGGAAACAGGGCACUAUAAUGGUAACAAAAGUAGAAGAGCCGUCAAAGUAUGGUGUUGUAGUGUACGAUGCUGAGACAGGAAGAAUUAACCAGUUCGUAGAGAAACCUCAGGAAUAUGUGUCCAACAAAAUUAACGCUGGAAUGUACAUGUUCUCACCUGCUAUGCUUGACAGAAUUGAGUUAAAACCAACAUCAAUAGAAAAAGAGGUUUUUCCUGACAUGGCCAAAGACGGGCAAUUGUAUACAAUGGAAUUGCAAGGUUUCUGGAUGGAUGUAGGACAGCCGAAAGAUUUCCUCACAGGGAUGUGUAUGUAUUUAACAUCACUAAAGAAGAAAAAUUCCAACCUGCUUUACAAAGGGGAUGGUGUCAAUGGAAAUGCACUAGUCGACCCUACUGCUAAGAUUGGGAAGAAUUGCAGAAUAGGUCCCAAUGUGACAAUAGGACCUAAUGUUGUUAUAGAGGAUGGAGUAUGCAUUAAGAGAUGUACGGUAUUAAAUGGUGCUCUCAUUAAGUCACAUUCCUGGCUCGACUCUUGUAUCAUUGGCUGGAAAUGUGUCGUAGGAAGAUGGGUUCGAAUGGAGAAUGUGUCAGUACUGGGAGAAGACGUAACAGUGAAAGAUGAACUCUAUGUGAACGGUGGAAGAAUUUUGCCUCACAAGUCUAUAGCUGACUCUGUAAAAGAUCCACAAAUCAUCAUGUGAAAACAUGUGAACACUGUUGACAGCGCAUUUAUACCUUACAGAAUGUCAUUUUCGAAAUGCCAAUUAUUUGUCACUAAGUGCUCUCUUCGGCAAGAGAGUUUUUUUAUAUUUAGUUUCCUGUAACUGUCAGCCUGAUCCCUUAGUGGUAAAUAACACUGCAAAGUAGUCUGAUACCAAAAAAAUUCAUUUGUUUUAUAGUACAAUUACUAUUCAACUUUUAUAGAAAGGGACAUUAAUUUGACAAAUUCAAAUUACAAAAUAAUGGUUGUUUCACAUUGAUGUUGAGAAAAAAAAGAAAAUAGAUUAUGAUCAAAUCCAUGUAACAAAAGAAUAUAAAAAUUCUCACCUUGUUAUAUACUUUUAUAUUAUUUUUUUCGGCUGAAAUCUUCUUUUUUUUCAAAUAGACUAGGGAAUUAUCUUUUGUGAUGGCCUGUUGGGAAAUAGUGCCUAAAUAGUCCACAUAUUUCUUUUAAAAUAAUAUUUAAAAAAAAAUUCUCAUCUGCCCAAAUUAUGCUAAAUUUUGAAAGAGGAUCUAAAACUAUUUUUCCAUGGCCUUCUGGUAUAUCGGCUGAUUCAAAUAAAAAAUGAUAAGAUUUGCGCGUUAGAUUGCUUAUUUGGGGAUUAUAUUAUAUACCUACAUGUAUAUUUGCAACGAGGAGUAAGCAAAUGGCAUUUUGAAAAUGGCAAGUUGUAUAUUCCUACUGGCUUUCCUGAAGUCAAACCCUGUUCCAAAAUAAAAUGUAUGAAUAGUGUUCAUUUGGGAUGAAAUCUUUCCAUGUUUUCUUUUUUUUCCAUUUUUAAUUGCAUAGGCAUUGAAUUGAAAGUUCUGAAUUUGAAUGUGUUCAAAUGAAAAUAUGUGUGGGCAUACUGCUUAUUAUUAAAUGAAGUUAUCAUGUUGUGGGAAUGCUUUUUAAAUGAAAAUAUUAAAGACCUACCUACACACAUUUUUUUUUCAUGAUUUUUAUCUUGGCUUUUUUUUGGUAAACAGUUGAGGUCAUUUUGCAUAGCAUUGUCGUUGUAAUCAUCAUCUUUAACCAUGACCAUAAAAAACUGUUCACAAUAUUAAAUUGAACCAAAUGUUGGCAGAUACAAUAUGGACAUGUUUAGCAAGGCACAUAACUCUUGCUUUUAUUUUGUUGAGUUACGCCCCUUUUUUGACUGAAAACAGCGCUCUUGUUAUCUUGAAGUUUUUUUUUUUUUUGCUACUUACCAAUUUAAUUUUGUUUGUUCAUAGAUGCAUGUAUAAAUUAGGGUUAAAAAGUCGAUGGGGUCAUCUUAUCAAAGUGUGUACGACAAAUUAUCAUGAGAUCAUGAAUUUUGGUAUAAUAUUAUGGCAAUGUUAUAAGUUAAAUUAAACGUUUUGUUGGAAAAUCAAAGAAAUAUUGUUUAAUCUGACAAAUGCAGCAAUUACUUUGGAUAUAGGUAUUGUAAUUACACUGAAAUAUUGAUUUAACAAAUUGAUUGUAUAUACGAUCCUUGAUUAGAUGGGGCCAAUGUGUAUAAAUGAAGAUGAAUUAAUGUUAAGAGUUUUAUUGAUGAUUAUGUUAAAUAUUAUGAUCUGUAUUUUAAAUAUACUUUAAUGGUUCUUUUCAACUAGUCUUGGAUAGUUUGUGCUAUUCAUUGAUGCUCAAUAUCUAAGUGUUCAAAACUAUUAGACGUAAUUUGUAAUUUUAAAUUGUUUGUUUAUCAAGAAUAUUGCACAUGUUAGCCAUGAUCAACAAACAAAUUUAGAAUUAGAUCCAAAAAUUGUUUAACAUUAAAAAAGUAAAAUUUAAACUACUGUUUAUAAAUACUUCAAGAAAUUUUAUCAAAUCAUUUAGCAGCUGUUGGAACAUUUUCAUGAAUUAAAAUUAUUUAUAAUGCAUAUGUUAAAAGCAUUGUUUGUACAGCCUUGCACAUGCUUAAAAAUUCAGAAAAACCAAAAAUAUAUUAUUUCUUUAUAAAAAAACUUUGUACUGUGGAGAGAAAGAUUGAAUUAUUGUUAAUGAAGUGUUAAUUUAUUUCAUAUUUAUUUGUUUUAGAUGUGUUUUGUUGUUGAUUAAAUAUUUUUUAGUUUGGACAUUUCGUGAGAACCAUGUUUCUAGUGAAACAUUUCAUGUGGAAGAACCAUGUUUUAUGGAGAUACAUUGUACUGUAUAUAUUUUAAUAUACCAUUUAUCAGAUUGUGUAAGGCUAUCCUAAUUUAUUUGUAAGUUUGCAAUUGCCUGACCGGCAUGUGAUUAAAAAUAUUUGCUGAAUCAAGCAGUCGUAAAAUAUUUGAGUCUGGACAUUUCCAAUGAAUAGCUUAGGCCACUGCAAAUAACAAUUUGCUUGCAGAUGGCCUAUUUUGGGAAAUUAUUCCUAUGAGAUAUCAUGACUGACAAUUGUUAGAAUAAGCUGGACUAGAAUAGAAUAUUACUUCAUAUUUCUAAUCAGUGGUUCAUUAACAUUGGCAGCUAUUUGUAUAUGUAAAAUAGUGUGUGUGAUAUUUUAACAGUUUAGGCCAUGAAAUUUGGAUAUGCAAUAUGGAUUUAAUAUUCUACAUAUUACAUUUAUCUAGAUUUUGUAAUUUUACACGCUAUUUAAUAAUCUCAUUUUUUUAUUUUUGACCGAUAUGUCUUAUUAAUUCAUUUUCUGAGAAUUCGCAUUACAGCUUAGGUUUAACUCUUAACCCAAUUUCUCAAUCUUUCUCAAACCUAAUCUUAAGCUUAAAAUCUGCUUGAAAUAUAAAGUGUAACAAAUUAAUGUAUUGAUUGUACAUAAGUCAAUAAACUAAUCUAAAUUGAUUAAACAAAACAAAGCAAAAACUUUAUUAUGAUUAUUUUUUAAUAUAACUUCCUUUAAAAGUUUCAAAACUCUUUGAAGGGAGAAUUUUCACAAUGUUUUCCAAACCCAUAUUUCAAUUCUUUAUAUAGCUUAACAAUCUUAUAAGGGACUUGAAGAUUGUUUUAAAUACUAGGGUGAGAAGCUAAAUAGUAAUUACACCAAUAGACACUUGAAUGGUAAGCUGUUUUGAAUUAAUCAUGGCAAAACUUUGUUCACAUCUGCUCACAUUUAUGUAUGGUUCAAAUAUGUUUGUUUUUUAAUGAAGGUGGCACUCCAUGUUCACAAUUGACAGGAAAAAAAUAUAAUUCAUGAACAUUAUUUACAUCAACCAUUUAACCAUAAUGCCUUGAAAUUUUUUCUGUGUUGAAGUAUUUGGAACUGCAAAUUAUGAGUUAUAAUCACCAAAUAAACAAAAGUAACAAAUAAAAAAUUUAGUUCCAUUAUGAACAUGGAGUGCCACCUUAACCAUAGUUAAUCUGUAUACUGCUUUGUUAAGAGUAUUUUGAAACUGCAUAAUUCCAAGUUGUUAUAUAAAUUUAUUAUUAUAGUGUAGAAUCUUUAAAGGAAUUCAUAAGGGCUGGAAUGCUUAGACAACCAGGCUUAAUGAAAUUACCUUGUAGCUUUAGUAUGAUUUAUUCUGGUUUAAUUUAUUGAAGUUUUUGUAUUUAUUAUUUAGAAUUUAAUUAUUUUGUAUUUUAAACUGGGGAAUUGAUCCAUAUCAGGGGCCAAAAUCUAAGGGGAUUAUACAAGGGUCAUAUCAAUAAGCAUAUGAUAAAAUAUGGUUUUUACUAUGAUCAAGAAUUUUGGGAAAAUACUUAAUUGGGUGUCACAAAUCAAAUUAAAGUUUUUACUAUUAAAAUCAAAUAAAUGUUGCCUAAACUAUCUAUUUGAGCUCAUAGUUUUGAAAUAAAUAUAAUAACUUCUCAGAAUUAUUUAUGUGAAAAAGUGAUCAUACACAUGUGUGCUGAUAAGAGAGACCCAGGGUCCUUUAUGCAAUUUUCAUACAGCUGCAGUGAACCACAUUGUUAUACCAUGUUAGUUAUACAGAAAUCCUCUUGUUUAUCUCAUACUAAUUGUCAUGUAAAAGUGUGAUUCUAACUUAUAUUUGUAUUUAACUUACAGUAUGGACUUACCUGAAUAAUGUUUGUUGUGUUUCAUGUUAUAAUAAAGUAUUUAUUAUUUUACAAUUUGGGAUAUAUCUGUAUCAAAGAAAUAAAAUCAUGAAACUUG
This is a messenger RNA of Mya arenaria, 5228 nucleotides long. Its product is annotated as mannose-1-phosphate guanyltransferase beta-like. The transcript is spliced from 10 exons. The record is from RefSeq and is a predicted model, not a curated record. Gene Ontology annotation, cellular component: cytoplasm. The coding region runs from base 111 to 1193 and encodes 360 amino acids. Gene Ontology annotation, biological process: cell wall mannoprotein biosynthetic process; GDP-mannose biosynthetic process. NCBI's taxonomy places the organism in Eukaryota, Metazoa, Mollusca, Bivalvia, Myida, Myidae. Gene Ontology annotation, molecular function: GTP binding; mannose-1-phosphate guanylyltransferase (GTP) activity.